UUGUCAAAUAUACGGUGUAAGAAAGACAACCCUGUUUUCGGCAACCAAAAUAAACAAUUUGACUAACAGAUGAUUGAAAAAAAAUAUCGUGCAAUUAGCAUUUUAAUUUCAAGGCAAGGCAAAAGGGAAAACUCGUAUUUUAAGCAAAGAAAUUUUAAUUAAAUCAAUUAAUUACGCAAAUGCAGCGAUGCGUGGUAAUAAAUCGCCGUUCCGCUUUAACGUUAGUAUGGAUUUUUGUGUUAAGUGGCAUACGACAAAGUCAAACAGAUGAAGCUGAAACAAAAGCAUCAACAAAUGACAACGGCAAUAGUAAUGAAGUAGCGCCUUAUAUACUAAGGAAUUUCAAUGAAACUACACAACAUGUGUCACUAUGUCAAAAUUCCGCCAAUACCAGUUGUAAUGAAUUACAUUUUCCCUGCAUACGUUGUCUUUAUAACUACACUUGUCACUAUGGACAAGACGUGUAUGUAAAUUGCAGUGCUCUUUAUCAUGUAGAGUGCCUUGGCAGUAGAUGGUUUUGGCAUCAAAUGAAUUGCCGCUAUUGUUACCAAACAGAAAAGUGGCAGCAGAAAUGUGUUUUAAAGGGUAACUGCAAUUCAGUCAACGGUCAGUAUUACAAGACCAAUUGCACCGUCAAUUCAGACGUAUUUUGUUUGGGUAAUCGUUCAUUUUCAAGAAAUAUUAAAUGCAAUUGGACGCAAGGCUAUCGGUGGAGUACUGCCGUAAUUAUAAGUCUUACGUUGGGUGGCUUUGGUGCGGAUCGUUUCUAUUUGGGUCACUGGCAAGAAGGUAUAGGUAAAUUAUUCAGUUUUGGAGGUCUGGGUGUAUGGACUAUAAUUGAUGUAGUAUUAAUAUCACUCCAUUACCUUGGACCGGCUGAUGGUUCUCUGUAUAUUUAAUGUUUAACAUAGAAAAUAAAAAAAAUAAACAAAUAAAGAGAAA
This is a messenger RNA of Glossina fuscipes, 942 nucleotides long. It is a transcript of the gene amx, whose product is annotated as TM2 domain-containing protein almondex. Lineage: Eukaryota; Metazoa; Arthropoda; Insecta; Diptera; Glossinidae. The transcript has a single exon. Bases 180 to 899 code for a protein of 239 amino acids. The record is from RefSeq and is a predicted model, not a curated record.